ACACAACGUAUGUCAGGUAGUUAUGCUUUAAAGACAAUUUCUGGAUCUUAAGAUAUCGCAUUCUGAUGCUCAGGAGAGCCCUACCACCAAAAUCCGCCCCCCCUUCGACGUUUAUAAAUUCGCCGGCAGGCGCUAGUGAGCGCUAACACUGAACCGAGUCGCGCCCCACAGCCACAGCGCUACCCCCCAUUUCCCAAAUCCGCACCGUGCCCUUCAUGGUCUGGAACUGGCAAGCUGGAAGGCCGCUAAUACUUGGCUAUGAACCUCGAAUAUCCACUGUGGGCAGGGGCGGGUCGUCACUGGUGCGCUGCCAAUCUCGCUGACUUCAUCUCCGGCUUCAAUUUCACCCCCCGGAUCUUGGAGCCUCCCACGUUCCCAAGUCCCUUCCGCUCAUUUUCUGAUUCUGACCUCCAAACCGGCGUCGCGCAUUCUGUACCGAGUAACACACAUUCGCUCACUGCCGCCGCCCAAACCACCGCCGUCUUCUGCACGCGCCUGCUCGAGUACUUUGUUCAAUUGACACACACUUGACCCGCCCGCCGUCCGUCACCUGCCUGCCUGCCUGCGACUUCUGGUGUCCCAAACCUUCGUCCACUGCUUUUUUUACUUUUUCAAACUACUAUUUUAUCUCGCCCCGACAGUUCGGAUCGAUCCACAGUCCGACGUCCAUCGCAAAGAAACCGAAUCCAAUAGAGAUAGUACCACUCGCGCGCGCAACGAACAACGCACCUUGCUUUUGCUACUGCCACUGUCUUUGCCAUAGCCCACGCGCUGCCGUCCCAACUCACCACCUGGUCCAUCCGCACACCGAAACAAGUAUCCCAUUUCCUGUCUCGCCCACACUCGCACAAUGCCUUGCGGUCUCGGGGGUUCCAAGACGGUGCAGCGCAAGCUCGUCUUGCUCGGCGACGGUGCUUGCGGAAAGACAUCGUUGCUCAAUGUCUUCACCAGAGGCUACUUCCCAACGGUCUACGAGCCGACGGUUUUCGAAAACUACGUCCAUGAUAUUUUUGUUGACAAUGUUCACAUUGAGCUUUCACUGUGGGACACAGCCGGCCAAGAAGAAUUCGACAGACUACGAAGUCUUUCCUACGAUGACACCGAUUUGAUCAUGCUUUGCUACUCGGUCGAUAGCAAAGAUUCGCUUGAAAACGUCGAGAGCAAAUGGGUGGGCGAGAUCGCCGAUAAUUGCCCAGGGGUGAAGCUUGUGCUGGUCGCGCUAAAGUGCGAUCUCCGCGAAGGGAACGAGGAAGAGGAUGGUGCCAACGAGGACGGCAACCCACGAGAAAAGAAGCCUAUGAUCAACUACGACCAAGGACUCGAGGUUGCGCGCCGAAUCCACGCCCUUCGGUAUCUCGAGUGUUCGGCCAUGCGCAAUAGGGGAGUUAACGAGGCCUUCACCGAAGCCGCGCGGGUUGCCUUGUCUGUGAAGAAGGAACGAGACGAGUCCAAGUGCACCGUCAUGUAGCGCACUCUCUCGGCCAGUCAACCACCCACGAGGAUAUGCCGGGCACACGAAUGCCCAUGCUUCAUAUCACGACCAUAUCAUCACAGCAACACCGGGCGUUGGUCCUUUUAUGGUGUUCUCAACAGACCAAUUUUGUUUUUCGGUAUCAUUCUUCCGCAGAUGUUUUUUGGGUUAAAGAAUCCAGACGACUCCGGCGCUUCACGAGGCGGUUUCAUUUGUAAUGUACAUAUAUAUAUUUUUUUCCAUCGGGUCCGCAAAACGACGAGAGGGGUAUGUGAUCACGUACCGCUCAACACCAGUCUGAGGUUCUCAAACAUCCAGAUAAGACGCAGAAGAAUCUGGGGGCGAGUCAUUUGGAGGUGGAAAAGGCACAUGUCGGGGUGGUUUUGGGAGAUCAAGAGAUUGCCGUUUUGCGAGGGGCUUGAGGUUUCGCUUCUGUAAAAUGUUUUUAAUCUGUCAAAUUGUUCUGAGGCGUGUUUUUUUGUUGCUCAUUGUGUCCUGCGACUCGAGAAGAGGCUGCUGCCAUAAAGGAGUAGAUCGUUAUCGAGUUUGCAGCUAUACACAUGACCA
Messenger RNA from Podospora pseudopauciseta, 2038 nucleotides. RefSeq names its product Rho GTPase (gene RHO3). Bases 851 to 1468 code for a protein of 205 amino acids. Gene Ontology annotation, biological process: small GTPase-mediated signal transduction. Gene Ontology annotation, cellular component: cytosol. The transcript is spliced from 5 exons. The record is from RefSeq and is a predicted model, not a curated record. Lineage: Eukaryota; Fungi; Ascomycota; Sordariomycetes; Sordariales; Podosporaceae. Gene Ontology annotation, molecular function: GTPase activity; GTP binding; protein kinase binding.